AUGCCUGGGAUGACGACCCGUGCCGGGCGGCCUGUUGAAAUACCCAUCAGCUAAUGCCGCCAUAUUUGGUUGGUAGUUGGAGGAGCCCCCUCCGGUGGGCAGAAGUGGAGGAUGGGGAUGGGAAUUGCCUGGCAGCUAUUGUCGCUCAAGAGGAGCCUUGUGCCUGGGAAAAAGCAGAGACAGCCGUCACCGGCAAUGGGCAUAGAUAAAGCAAAUAGAGCAAACUUGUUCCACACAUUGUGGACCAUUCCAGAUGAGAUGGCUAUGGAGAUCGGGAUGGGGAUGGGUAACCUGUGUUGGGCAGCCCUCGAUGACGGGGGCCUCCACGAACGAGUGGGCGACGAGACAAGACAAGGCGGUCCAGAAAUGUGGGAUAAGUUGGGUGGAGUGGUGGAGUGGUGGAGUCCGUCCAGCGCUGCGAGUGAAGUGCCCGAGAUGCCCCCAAUUCCCCCGCCAACUUACAACUCCCCUCCGCCCGCCAUAUCGCCACUCGGAAUGUCUUUCAAAACGGUAUCACAUGCACAAAACACUUUUCCUCUUGCCACACACAAUCAUAUUUAAAAGUUAAAUGCUUCACUAAACAAUAAGCCAGAGCGGCCAACUGGCCGAGAGAUGCGAAUGGAAUGGCACUGGGAAAAAAGGGGUGCUGAUU
Drosophila suzukii is the source of this 652-nucleotide messenger RNA. The record is from RefSeq and is a predicted model, not a curated record. Lineage: Eukaryota; Metazoa; Arthropoda; Insecta; Diptera; Drosophilidae.